AUGAAUGGUGCAAUGGGAACUCGUCGUUUAUCGACUGCUGCUGCCGUUCCCCGUGAAAAAUGGUCUCUAAAGAAUUUAUUUUAUCCACAAUUCGAUUCGCUAACCAUAGAAAAGAAGUAUAUCUUGAGUUAUCUAAAGAAGAUUUAUCCGUCGAGUCAUCGUCUACUGGUCAUCAUAUUAAUUAGUCAUGCAUUAAUUAAUUUACUGAAAAUCUUCCUAUUCGAUUCCUUAUCGAAAGAAUCGAAAAUAUUUCAUUUAUCAUUAUUAGCGAUUAGCAUUUGUCUAAAUAUCCUUUCAUUGGUCAUUAUUAAUCGUCUUCGAAUUCACAUUUUAUCGAAUAUCAUUUCAUUUAUAUGUCUAUGUCCAUUAGCAAUUUUAAGUUGUUUCUAUCCAACAGAAUGCCACAUAUUUUUGCUAAUCGUAUUGAUCUAUACAUUGGCAAAUUUCUCUUUACUUCCAUCGAUGCUUCUGUCGGUUUUAAUUACGCUCAUUAUCGUAUUCUUAACAUUGGAUACGAUGAUGAUUUUAGUACUAUUGGUAAUAUCGAAUCUGAUUGGAAUCUAUCUGAAUCGUCUGUUAGAUAUAACCAUGCGUUCAGCAUACAAUCAAUUGUGCAAAAAUGCUAACGUUCGUGGUUCAUUAUUAACUGAACAUACAUUAAUAUCGAAAAUGAUUGAUUCGUUAAUGCCACGUAAAUAUGCGACGGUGAUCAUGCAAGAUUUCGAUGUAUUUCGUAAUCGGGUGCAAAAUGUUAAUACGCCACAGCCAGCGGAUGAUGAAUUGAAAAUGGCCACGUUUCGACCAUUACACAUCGAACGAAUGGAAAACGUUUCGAUUCUAUUCGCUGAUAUUGUCGGCUUUACUCAUAUGUCAUCGAACAAAAGUGCAGCACAAUUAGUAUCACUAUUAUCAGAUUUAUAUGGUCGAUUUGAUGAUUUAUGUGUGCAAAUGUCAUGUGAGAAAAUAGCAACAUUGGGUGAUUGUUAUUAUUGCGUUAGUGGUUGUCCUGAACCGCGAGAAGAUCAUGCACGAGCAUGUGUACUGAUGGGUUUGGCGAUGAUUAAUGCUAUAGAAGAGUUCGAUGAGGAUAACAAUGAAAGCGUUGACAUGAGAGUCGGUGUUCACUCUGGUUCGGUUAAUUGCGGUAUUGUUGGAACAAAGAAAUUCAAAUUCGAUAUCUUCUCCAAUGAUGUAACAUUAGCGAACAAAAUGGAAUCUACUGGUAAACCAGCUCAUGUGCACAUAACGGAAGCUACGCAUUUAUUAUUGAAACGAGAUGAAUUUCAAUUUGAACGAGGUCCGCUCUACGAAUCACCAGGCCAUGCUCCCAUUGAAACGUAUUUCAUCGGUAAACGACAUUUAAGUCAUCGAAUUACACAAAAACCGCCGCAGAUGACGUUAGCAACUGCUGCAGCAGUAGCGGUUGCUUCUGGUGUACCAUUAUCAGUUCCCUUGAAUGAAUCAAUCAAUAUUCCAAAUUCGUCUGAAUCAGCCAUGGUAACAAGUCCGUUAUUAGAAGAAGUUGUGCAAGCUCGUCGUGCAACAAUAUCUGAGGAAGAGCCUCCGAAGGAGUUGAACGGUCUCGUGGAAAAAGUUGAAAAUAUUAAUGACACGACAUUUGAAAAUGAAGAAAAAGAAUUAGCAAUGUCAUUCAAUGUUUUAACAUUAAAAUACAAAGACAAAAAAUUCGAAGAGGGCUUCUCUGCGCAUGUUGGUCCACAUUCAUUAUUGAUCGUGGAAGUCAUCCUUUCGAUUCUUUCGCUUCUUUUAAUUUAUAUUUAUUUUCUUAAACAUCAAAUUGUCCGAAGAUCCAUUGCCAUGAGCAUUAUCAUUGGUAUAAAAUUGAUUUUAACAUUAAGUGUACUACGUUUUCAUCGUACGGUUUUAAAUUGGUGGAUUUUAAGACAUUUUAUUGCUUCGUUCUAUCUUUUAUCACCUUUAAUUAUCAUUUUAUGUCAAUUAUUUGAUUAUGAUUUAACUUCACCAGCAUUUUUCCUUUUCAUUUCAACUUAUCUUACCUUAGGUGCAUCUUUAUCUCAUUUGAUCAAAGUUCUUAUUGCCAUUAUAUCCAUUGCCAUUUAUCUACCUUUGAUUUAUUUCAAAGAUAAACAUUCAAUGCCAUCACAUGUCAACGCAGUGGAUAUCGGCAUUUGCGUAUUAAUUUCCUUAAUAGUUUUGUAUGGUAUUAGUCGUCAAUUAGAAGUAGCUCGUCGUUCUCAAUACCACGUUGUUCAUACGUCGUCCGAACAAAGAAUCGAAAUAGAAAAAGAACGUGAACGUGCUGAUUGGCUUUUGAGAAAUAUUCUACCGGAACACGUUAUAGAACCAUUACGUCUUCAUCAUGGUUCGUACUCACGUAAUCAUCCAUGUGUGGGCGUUCUUUUUGCAUCAUUAAUCAAUUAUCAUCUCAUGUAUGAAGAACAAUUUGAGGGAGGAAAGUUCUAUGCCAGAAUUCUCAAUGAAUUCUACGGCGAUAUCGAAGAACUUUUUCUCAAUCCGAAAUUUGCCAAAAUCGAGAAAAUCAAAACGAUUGGUUCAACAUUUAUGGCUGCGUCGGGUUUGCAAACCGAUGUAAACGAUAAAAAUCCAUUAGAAUCUGUCUGCGACUUGAUUGAAUUUGCAUUGGCAUUUCAAGCGACUAUGGAACGAUUCAACGAAGCUCUACUGAAUUUUGCAUUCGAACUUCGGAUGGGCCUCAAUUUUGGACCGGUAACAGCUGGUGUUAUUGGUACAACCAAACUCUUCUAUGAUAUAUGGGGAGAUACGGUCAAUGUUGCUUCACGAAUGGAUUCAACUGGUGAAAAAGGACGAAUUCAAGUUCCGGAGACAGUCGCCGAGGCUUUAAAAGACAAAUAUAAAUUUGAAUUGCGAGGAGAAAUCGAUGUCAAAGGAAAAAGUCGGAUGACAACCUAUUUUCUUAUACCAAAUAAAAAACUCUGA
Messenger RNA from Adineta ricciae, 2940 nucleotides. The record is from the annotation of a GenBank genome assembly. Lineage: Eukaryota; Metazoa; Rotifera; Eurotatoria; Adinetida; Adinetidae.